Messenger RNA from Cladophialophora yegresii CBS 114405, 681 nucleotides. RefSeq lists its product as uncharacterized. Gene Ontology annotation, molecular function: double-stranded DNA binding; ATP-dependent polydeoxyribonucleotide 5'-hydroxyl-kinase activity; polynucleotide 3'-phosphatase activity. Gene Ontology annotation, biological process: DNA repair. The coding region runs from base 1 to 681 and encodes 226 amino acids. The transcript is spliced from 2 exons. NCBI's taxonomy places the organism in Eukaryota, Fungi, Ascomycota, Eurotiomycetes, Chaetothyriales, Herpotrichiellaceae. The record is from RefSeq and is a predicted model, not a curated record.
AUGAAACGAUCCGUACCUCCAGCAGGUUCCAUAUCACCGCCUCUUGUGAAACGCAAGAUCGAAUCCACCACCACAAACAGAGCGGUGGCAAGUUUCUUCAAACCGGCUUCACAAAAAGAGCCAGAGAAAAUUGUAUGGCGGACUGUUGAGAACAGCCUCAUCAUUGGCCGAUAUGACGCAUCCAAUCCAUCGCCUCAACAGCGUACCUUACCUGUGAAGAUUGCCGCCUUCGAUCUCGAUGAUACGCUUAUUGUUCCUAACCAAGGGAAAACGUGGAACAGAUCUGCCACCAGCUGGAAAUGGUGGGAUGCAUGUGUGCCUGGUAGGCUGAAGUCUCUCCACGAUGAGGGCUAUCUCGUCGUCAUUCUCAGCAACCAGUCUACCAUCAGCUUGAAAGAUAAUAAGAAAGCGCUGCAGAGAGACAUGGCGAGCCUUACCAACUUUAAGAGCCAGCUCAGUACUGUCCUCCACCAGCUGGACUUGCCGAUCAGCGUUUAUGCCGCAACGGGCCAGGACAAGUAUCGAAAACCACGGAUUGGUAUGUGGGAGGCGGUCGUGGAGGACUACGAUCUCCAAGCCGAAGGGGCUGUCGAUAUGACGGAAUCGUUCUAUAUCGGUGACGCUGCCGGCAGAGAGAAGACAGAUAAGAGGAGGAAGGAUCAUGCCACGUCCGACAGGUAG